Molecule: messenger RNA, 552 nt
Organism: Oikopleura dioica
Lineage: Eukaryota; Metazoa; Chordata; Appendicularia; Copelata; Oikopleuridae
Source: the annotation of a GenBank genome assembly
AUGCGUGCCUCGAGCUCAAUAAUCCUACUCAUUGGGCUGGCCGUUGGCAAGCUCUGCUGCUAUCGAGGCGUGUGUCCGACUCCCAAGCGAUGCAACGCUUGCUUAACUGCACUUUGGAAUCCGCAAGGAAACGUUGCUAGAUCGACGAAGCUGCUUUGCACAAAAUUCUGGGGCGACAAAUGUGAUAAAACGUCAAAAACCUCGCCUUGCCACCACUUCUCCCCUCUCCGCGUCUUCGCCGCGAAGGAACAAGAAGAAGGCGGCUGGAGCCCAUGGAACUGCUUUAAAAAUGGAAAUGAUCGCUGCAUUGCCGACAGCAACACCGAUUGCACUUGUGAGGACCCAGUGCUCUCUUCGCGUCUAACAGCCGAAAAGUUCGAUUCCCAGCUGAGCGGCCUCGCUCUCGAGUAUCCUCAAAAGCAAAUCGUAUGCAACACCCUCAAACAACUCUCGGAGUAUACCAGAGUCAAGUAUCACUCCAGCUAUGACGAAUACUGUGAUACAGCUGGUUGGUACGCCGUCAACAGUAACUUUAAUUUCGCUCGUGGCUAG